Molecule: messenger RNA, 1984 nt
Organism: Cuscuta campestris
Lineage: Eukaryota; Viridiplantae; Streptophyta; Magnoliopsida; Solanales; Convolvulaceae
Source: the annotation of a GenBank genome assembly
GCCACAGGUCUACCCACCACUCGUCAGUCCGUCCCGGCUUCAAUGAUACCGCCUCCUAGCUUCUCCUCUCUUCAUCUUCAAUAUACACAGUAUACUAUACACAGUAUACUUCUUCUCUCCCCACCGCGUCCGUCGAGCCUCCGAUUGUUUGCCAUCGCAAGGACAACUCAUAAUUCUAGAGCCUGGCACAAUUCCCUACUACAUAGGACGCAAAACCUGCAACUGAACGAGCUGCUUGUUGCACCACACAAAGGCAUCCAUCUGCACAUCAAAAGCAGAUGAGUGAUAAUGAAAAAAUGCAUCUCAUGCUGUCUUUGCUCUGUGAAAAGUAUAGCCAUUCAAGGGUGCUGCGAAUUUCCAUGAAAAACUUGUGAGAGAUCAAGAUAUCCCCUUUUAUCACUAUUCGAAAGUCGGGUCGGCUAAUAUUGAAGUGUUGAGGGAAGUGAUACUAAUAUGUGGCAGCAUAGUGGGAAAGCCCAGUUCUUGAGAAAAUUCUCCCAAUUACAGUGGGGCUUUCAGUCAUGUUCUUUCUCAGACUUUGCUCCAAAGAAGGCAAAGCUUGCCCCACUACAGGAGCGGAGAAUGAUAGACCGCUUCCGAGUAUGGGCAAAAGGAGGUGAUGGUGGGAAUGGGUGUAACAGCUUUCGUCGUAGCAGGCAAGAUCGCUUUGGAAGACCAGAUGGCGGAAAUGGUGGACGAGGAGGUGAUGUAAUACUAGAAUGUUCUCCGGCAGUUUGGGAUUUCAGCAGUCUGCAGCAUCACAUCAAUGCUAAGAGAGGGGGACAUGGAGCUUCAAAAAACAUGAUAGGAAGCAGAGGCACUGACAAGGUUGUCCAAGUACCAGUUGGCACUGUAAUUCAUGUUGUGGAGGGAGAACUUCCAUCUGCAGUUCACAAAACCUCUUCAACAACCUUAGCUCCUUGGGACAUUCCUGGCACACUUAGUGCCCCUGUUUCAUCGCAAUCUUUACCCCCUUUCCACAUGUCCCCCACCCCAGAUCAUCCUUUAAGCACAGGGCGGGAGGACGAAAGAAGUGGCGCGGAGUACAACGUAGUGGAGUUAACGGUGCCGGGGCAACAAAUUAUUGUUGCCGAGGGAGGGGAGGGCGGUUUAGGUAAUUUGUCAAAGGCAAAGACCUCAAAGACGGUUGCCGAGGAAGGAGAAGUAGAAGCAGAAACAGCGAGUAGCAGCAGCACGGGGUCCACGGGGUCCGAGGUUGUUCUCGUGCUAGAGCUGAAGAGCAUCGCCGACAUCGGCCUCGUCGGGAUGCCGAACGCCGGCAAGAGCACCCUCCUCGGGGCGCUAUCGAAGGCGAAGCCGGCGGUGGGCCACUACGCCUUCACGACGCUCCGCCCCAACCUGGGGAACGUGAACUACGACGAUUUCUCGGUCACGGUGGCCGACAUCCCCGGCCUCGUCAGCGGGGCCCACGAGAACCGGGGACUCGGGCACGCGUUCCUGCGGCACGUGGAGCGGACGAAAGUCCUCGCCUACGUGGUGGACCUGGCGGCGGGGGCAGGCGGCAGCAAGGGGGUGCCGCCGUGGGAGCAGCUGAGGGACUUGGUCCUGGAACUCGAACACUACCGCCGGGGGCUGUCGGAUCGGCCGUCCCUAGUGGUGGCGAACAAGAUCGACGAGGACGGUGCGGAGGAGGUUUUGGAGGAGCUGAAACGAAGGGUGUGUGGGGUCCCUAUUUUCCCGGUGUGUGCUGUUUUGGAGGAAGGAACCUCGGAGCUGAAAGAUGGUCUUAGGUUGCUCGUGAAUGGUAUAGAGUCGUAUCGGUUGAAGUUGGAACAUAUUGUUCUUGAUUAGAAGGGUAGAAAAUGUUAAAAUAAUCAUCUUUUUUUUUUUGUUUUUAGAAUAAUUCUUGUACUCAUAUGUGUAGUAUUUGUUCAUUUUUUUUUAAAAUCUCAAUCCAUUAAGAGCUGGAUGUGGAAAUAAUACUCUAGUUAGUACUCACUCGGUCUUAAUAUUUUUUGGCCAU